AUGGCAUGUAGACGAGCGAUUGGAAUGAUUUCGAUGAGGAGCGCGCUGCGCUCCGAUAUCCAUCACAAAAUGUGUAGUGUAAGUGGUUUUUUUGACGAUAUUAAAUUGAUAAUAGUCUGUUUCCGAAACUGUUGAACUGUUUUGCGUUGAGGGCUCAUUGAUCAUGGAUUUUGUGAUUUGGAGUAGUUGAAAAAGGUCAAGAAUUGUCGAGAAAAUGACGAUUUAGUGGGAAGGGUUAGGCGGUCAUGGGUAAUAUCGAAAUAAAUUGCAUUUUAAGUGGGUUUUUGAUAAUUUUGUGAUAUGAAUUGGAUUUAUGAGUUUUUUAGAAAGCCUGGGAGUUAAAAUAAGUCUACCAUUGCUUGCAUAUUGCAAUGCUAUGAUAUUUUAUAACGAAAAGUAUAUUGUGAUGGACUAAGAAAUUGAAAAAAAUGAAAUUUCGAAAAAGUUUUAAAUUUUGGCAAAAUACUUUGCUUAAGGCUUUUUAUGACUUUCUCUAGGACAAGGAACUUAAAAAUUGAUAAUUAUUCAAAAUCCAAAGCACAUCGAACGCAUAACGAGCAAAACGUUACAUUUUUGCUUAUAUUACACUGCCUUAAGGUCCAUCACACAAAACUCAAGCAUUAGAUAACGGUUUGUUGUUGUUAACAGCCUCCAUUUUCAGGUGGCUUAUCAACCGCAGCGUCUCUUCUCCACCACCAAAUACAAUUAUUAUAUCAUGAACGAAAGCGUCCGAGGCACGAUGACCAGUCGGAUCGUGCAGAAACGCGGCAAACCGACCGGUAUGUUGUUGGGUAGGAAGUUGGGUAAGGGUUUUUGGAUUAAUUUGAUGGUGGAGAUUAUGGUGGAUUUUUUGAGGUUGGUUUUGAGGCUUUUAGAUAUUGUUUUAGAGCAAUUUUGAGGGGUUUUAAGUGGUUCUAGGGCUAUUUUUAGGGUUUAAAAAAGUUUUGGCGCUUUUGAACGUAAAAAUCUGGGUUUAAAAAUGACAAGACUUUUUUUGACAAUUUAAUAUUGAGCUGCUGAUAGUAACAUUGAGCUUCUGUUAGUAAUAUGGUGGGUUUUAGUUACUCAUUUGGAUUGAUAUAUUGUAGUAUAUCAGCCUCAUCUAAUACAUUAUGUUAUAGUAAACCUAGCCGAACGCCGCGAAACCACCGGCUACGUCACCGAUCUACCACGCCUAGGCGUACCAAGUCUGGAGGAAACGGUCGAUAAACUGUUGCGCUUUGCCAAAGUCGUUCAAAGCCCUGAGGACUUUAAAGAAACCCAAGCAGAAGCCGUAGCCUUUCUGAAGGAUGAGAACGCCAGAAAACUUCAGGAUCUUUUACAACAACGUGCUCUCCGCCUGGACAAUUGGCUCACACCAUGGUGGGUUGAUGUGGCAUAUCUGGCCGGUCGAGACCCAUUACCGAUUGUCACCAGCCCCGGACUUACUAUGGCUUUCUACGAAUUUGAAGGCGAGAGUGGACAGUUGGAAUAUGCAGCUAAAGUGAUUCAGACGGCGUUGGACUUUAAAAAAUUGGUUGAUGAGUAAGUGGGGUAAUGUAAUGUAUUAUGUAGGACUUGGUAAAUUAAAGUUUUGGGCGGGGUAAAAUUUGGGGAGGGGGGGUAAAUUUUUUGAUAUAAAAUUUUGGACAGAGUAAAUUUAUUUAUGAGGAGGAGGUAAGGGCGGGGUAAAAAAUGAUUUUUGAAUUAGGCGAAUGUAUUUUUAAAGUAAAGUCUAAAUUUUUUUUUGGGCGGGGUAAAAAAAUUUUUUUUGAGAGGGGAGUGGGAUGCGGUGGGUGGUGCAAAAAAACUUUAAUGUUGAAUUAAAUACAUUUUUUGGGGCAGGGGAGGAAAGGUAGAAAAAUUGUAAUUUUUAGUUAGAACAAUGUAAAAUACGCAGUGUUAUGUCUAGCUUUCAAAGUUUAAAAUCAGUAUAAAUUUUUUUUGUAAAAUACGGUAAUGAAUGCUUUUAAUUUACAGAAAAGCCCUAAAGCAAGAUGGAGGAGCGACACCGUUCGAUAUGAGCCAGUUUGACAAUCUUUAUGGCACAACUCGUAUCCCACGCCCAAAUAAGGACAUUUUGAGGUACGGACGAGACUCUCCAAACAGAGUCAAUCACAUUAUUGUCACCAGGAAUGGGCAUGUAAGUUAAGAUUUUGGUAAAAUACGGAAUUAUGUUGUGCGUUUUCUAUAUUAAUAUUAAAAUUUUAAAAUUUCUGUAGGAAGAAGAAUUUUACCGUAUUUUAUACUGUAUCUUUUUAAAAAAAUGAUAUGUUACUCAUAGCAAACAAUCUAUUUCAGUCCUUCCGAUUCCCAGUAUUUUCGAAAUCUGGCCAGCCACUCGGACUACAACAAAUCGUACACAACCUGAAGAAGUACGUGAUCCCAGCUAGUCAGGAAAGGAAUCCAGAACCCAUCAACUUGUUAUCAGCCGGCGAUCGAGAGACCUGGGCUCCGGUUUACAUGAGAAUGGCUAGUAAGUUUUGGGGUUUUUGAUAUUUUUUUUGGUUUUUAUUGUGGAGGGUUGUUUUUGUUGUUUUUAUUUUUAUAAUAUGAGAAAUAUGGGCAGUGCGGGCAUGGGAUUUUUGCUUGUUGGACUUGGAAGCGGGGGGGGGAGGGAGAAUGUGAAUUUUUGUUUGGUUUUUAAUUUUUUUUUGAAGUAACAGUAGGCUUUACGUGCAGCCUUUUGAAAAAAAUAUUUAAAUAUGCUCAACAAAUAGGGGAGGGGGCAAGUUGAACGUUUAAUUUUUAUUUUUUUAUGAGUUUUUGAAAGAUUUUAUUACUUUUCUAUUUUUUUAAGUGACAGUUUUAAAGUGUAUUUUAAUAAGCUUUAAAUUUGGUCGUUUUUGCACUUUUAGUAAAUUCAAAAAGAUAUUUUAAAAAAGUUCGAAAAAUCUAAUUUUCGAGAAAAAUUUUAAUUUCUCAAUUUCAGAGAACAAUGCAGCCGAAAUCGAAGCCUUUGAAGACGCGCUUUUUGUUCUCUGCCUCGACAAUGCCUAUCCAAUCUCGGCCAACUCUAAUCGUCGUGAAGCCAACAUGCAGAACGCUCUUCACGGCUGUGGCUACAAACAGAACACGGCCAACCGAUGGUUCGACAAAUGUCUUCAGUUCUAUGUCAAUACGAAUGGGGCCCUGGGGCUGUGCUACGAACACACACCGGCCGAAGGACCGGCUGUAGCUGGACUAUUGGACUAUGUUCAGGAUAGGUUGAAAGCUGGACAAUUCAACUAUAUUACUGAUAAUUGUGAGGUAAAGCCGAUUAGACUGAACUGGAGAAUGACUGAGCUGGAUCGGUCGACUUUGUACGCUUGUGUGGAUAAGAAUGAUGAGUAAGUUGGGGCAGAUGAUGAUUUAUGUUAUAGUAGGGGGCUUUUUAUAUUGAUAAAGGCUUUUAUAUUAUAAUAGUGCAACUUUCUUUAAAAUGUGAUGACUUAUAUUAUAGUAGGUUCUUAAGCCAAUUUUCUUGGCUUUUAUAAAUGAAUUUACAAAAAUUUUUACUUCUAUGACCAACAAUGCUUCCUUUGACUAAUAAUAUAGCUAAAAACUGCAAAAAAUGAUUUUUACAAACUGGUAAAUUAAUCAUAAUAAUGUGAUGUUUUAGUCGCUUCGCCAACCUAGAAGUCCGAUCCCUGGAAUUUGAAGAAUUUGGCAAAAAACUGCCGAAAGAUGCUCACGUCUCUCCAGACUCGUUCAUUCAAAUGGCUCUUCAAUGUGCCUACUACCGUCUUCACGGCACGGUCGUACCAACUUACGAAACCGCCACCCUUCGUAAGUUCAAAGACGGCCGAACCGACACGAUCCGCUUACCAAAUGCAGCCUCAUUAAAGGCGGUGGAAGCGCUGGCUUCGCCAAUCGGCCGCGACAGUGUAGCCGCACAAUGCUCAUUGCUAGUCCAAGCGUGUGAUGCUCAUAAACAAUAUGCGAAUGAAGCGUCGAAUGGAAAAGGCAUUGAUAGACAUAUCUUGGGAUGGAAAAUGAUUGCGGCCGAAGAGGGAAUCGAACUGCCACAGCUUUUGCAAGGAGCGGCGUUGAGAAGGUUGUUGAGGUUCCAGGUAAGGGUGAGGGGGGGGGGGGAUGUGACAUGAAUAUUUUAUGGUGUAGGGAUAUAAAAUGGGUAAAACUUGUCAAAAGGGGGUGAAAAAAUUGUGAUUUUAGGCAAGGGUGGGGGGGGGGUACCUGAAUAUUAACUUAGGAUCAGGUAAGGAUGGUUUAGAUGAAUGUUUUAGUGUGGUGUAGGGAUAUAAAUUAGAGUGGACCUGUAAAGGAGCCGGACCAAGCCCGAUUUUUCGGCCUUGCCCGGGCUUUUCCAAAUUUGAUACUGUUCGGUCUCUUUCAUGUCUAGGGAGAGGUGUUUAUUUAUUUAUUUAUUCGGCGUCAACAACAUAAAGUGGUAAUAAAAUGGAUAUAUAUUAUAAUUAACUAUGACUGUUAAAUUAGAAGAAUAUUGUAGUAGUUUAGAGAUAUAAAACGGACAAACCUUGUCAAAAAGAGGUGUAAAGCAUUUAAAAGUAGAGCAGAAUCAAGAUUUUAAGCCUUCUUUUUUUAAACUUUGGCCCAAAACAACAAAAAGUUGGUACAAAGGUUUUCGUGGCGGGACCAAUUAUUAAAAGAAAAAAGAUUUUGAGUAUUAAGCGGUUGUAAAAUACGAAAUAUAUAAAAAUAAUUUAAAAAACGAUUUUUUUUAAAGUGUAGCCCUACAAUGGUUAACGUUUUAAAAAUUGAAAAUAACUUUUUUUUCAGAUUUCUACAAGCCAAGUCCCGACCAAGAACGAGCUUCAUCUAGGCUUCGGCCCAUCGGAAUUGGACGGAUAUGGAAUUUGCUACAACCCAAGAGAGGAUCGCAUCUACUUCACAAUCACUGCUUAUCAUAGUCAUCCAAAAACAUCAGCCAAGAUGUUCAAGGAGACCUUAGUUUCAACUCUACGAGAUUUACGUCAAGUUUUCGUGGAUUCUGGAAGACUUCAAACUAAAAGCAAGUUGUAA
Molecule: messenger RNA, 4962 nt
Organism: Bursaphelenchus okinawaensis
Lineage: Eukaryota; Metazoa; Nematoda; Chromadorea; Rhabditida; Aphelenchoididae
Source: the annotation of a GenBank genome assembly